CCCUGCUGAUUGCCACGGGUCCGUACUCCACGGCCCUAGCACCGGCAGCAACCGGCAGGUCUCCGAGCUGGUGGAUGUCUGUGAGGGGUAGGGAAAGGCGUUUUCUAGUCGCUACAUAGAGCUUUCACAGUAUUACAACGUCGGGCGCGAUGGACGGCCUGACGCUGCUGAUCGCCGCCGGGGUGUUCGUCGUGCUGGUGGCGCUGGUCUACCUCAUCUCCGUGACCGGUGUCCGCGAGAAGAGCUAUGACGAGGCCAUGGCCGAGCAGCGGCGCGCCAUCCAGGAGUCGAAGGAUCGCCAGGCCGCUCUGAAAAAGGAGUCGCGUCCUAAGAAGUACCGGCAGGAUCGCCGAAAGAAGGACAAGCAAGCGUCGUCGGGAGACAACAAGAAGAGCAGCGAUGACGAAACGGAAAAGGAGGCCCCCUCCGGAACCCGGCUCCCCAUAGAAGAGGUCAACGGACAGCAGGAAGACUCUGACGACCCGUCUCCGGCACCCAGCCCACGGGCUACCCCACCCGCCCCUGCCGCCGCCCCCGCCCCCGCCCCCGCCGCUGCCCCUGCCCCUGCCCCUGCCCCUGCCCCUGCCCCUGCCCCUGCCCCUGCCCCUGCCCCGGGCCCUACUGCCGGUCGCAAGCAGGCUGACAAGAAGAAGCGGAUGGCCAAGGCCGAACCCAGGGUUGAGGUGGAUGUGAACACUGAACUGGAUGCGAAGAAGGCGGCCGAACCAAAGAGGGACGAAAAGGAAGUUGCGAAGAGAGAUGUGCAGAAGGAGGCCGUCAAAGAGCAGCAGAUGAAGGAGGCUCCGGAAAAGGAUGUAGAGGAUGAUGAAGAGCCCGAAGUGGACGAGGAGGUGGUGCCGGCGCCGGCUGACAGACGCUCCGGCUUGGAGGCGGCGCCCACCAAGAAACGGCGUCCGGCCGAACGGCGUCGCAACGCCGCCAGUCUGGCCGGCCCAGAAGGCCUGAGCCUGAAGCGCGUGCAAUCGCUAGUGGAGGCGGCGCCACUCAGCCGGGCAGAAAUCCAGACGCUGAUCGAGUUACUGCUCAACAAACAGUCCAGCUCCGACUGGAUCGCCAAGGGCAGCCGGCCCGACCCCGUCACCCAGCUGCGCAAACAGCUGGAGGAGGCGCAGAACCAGCUGAACACUGAGCAGGAGUCGGCGGCCAGCAGCCAGCAGCGGCUGCUGCAGCUGCGCGCCGAGCUCAACCAGGAGCGCGUGCGCACCGGCCAGCAGAAGCGCACGCUGGACGAGCUAGCUGCGCAGCAGGCUGCGGACUCGGCGCGCGCCCAGGCGCAGGAGCAGCGGCUGCGUGCCGAGCUGGCUGCCUUCCAGCAGCAACUGCAACAGCUGCAGGAGAGCAGCCAGCUGCAGCUGCACCAGGCCGUCGCCGCCGAGAGGAUGAAGCAGGAGCUCAUGCUCAAAAACGACUUUGAGCAACAGCGCCGCGAGCUGGAGGCCCUGCGUUCCGAGCACGAGGCGUACGUGCGCGCCGCUCAGCAGCGACUGGAGGAGCGCGACCGCCAGGUGGCGCAGCUGCAGCAACUGCAGUCGAUCCACGGCGCGCUGGAGCGCGAGAACAACACGCUGAAGCAGCAGAUGACCGAGUUGCAGAACGCGGCCGACGGCGCGGCGCGCACGCAGAGCCGGCUGGACGGCACCGAGCGUCAGCUGACGGCCGCCCGGCAGGCGCACGAGGAGCUGCGCGCGCGCGCCGAGGCCGAGCUGGCCGAGGCGAGCGGCCGCCUGGGCCAGGCGCAGGCCGAGGCCGCUCGCCUCAUGAACGAGCUCCAAGAGGCCAGGGUCGAGCUGGAGGCGGCGCGUGAGGAGUCGUCCCACCAGAAACAGAACGGUGAAGCGCGCCAGCACGACGAGCAGCUGCAGCUGCUGACCAGCCAGCUGGCGCAGCAGAAAAGCGAGCUUGAGGCACGCCGCCGCGAGCACCAGGCGGCGGAGGCGGCCUCACGCCGAGAUGAGCGGCUCCUGGUCCGGCGGCUGCUGGUCGACCUCUUCCCCACGGUCAACGCCGACCAGCUGGACGUGGUACGUGCGCUGCUGGUGGACUGA
This is a messenger RNA of Pollicipes pollicipes, 2066 nucleotides long. Its product is annotated as ribosome-binding protein 1. Lineage: Eukaryota; Metazoa; Arthropoda; Thecostraca; Pollicipedomorpha; Pollicipedidae. The coding region runs from base 150 to 2066 and encodes 638 amino acids. The transcript is spliced from 10 exons. The record is from RefSeq and is a predicted model, not a curated record. Gene Ontology annotation, cellular component: endoplasmic reticulum membrane.